GAAACCGACAUGUCGUUUACCAUCUAGAAAUUUACCAAAUUUGGAAAAUCUUUUUCCGCCAUUAAAACGACAUACCAUUUCUCACACGAACUCAACAAAAACGGGUCGUUUGUCUUCAUCCUGUCCGUUUCGUUUCCCAUGGCAGUUCACAUGGCCUGCAACAAUCUUCAUCUCCUUCACCAAAUCCGCCACUCAACCGCCGUCUCCACAGCUUCUCACGCCUUCCCCAGCACUUUCACGACGUCGUUUUCUCUCCGCUCUGCUCAAAUUCUUGCAACGACAUCCCAUUCUCGCCCGAUAUCAGUAUCAACCAGCGGUGGAACCAUCACUUGGGAUGACGUCGUUCGAAUCUCCGAACCGGAAAGCGUUUUGGACGACCCUUCCGACCUCAAAGGAUACUUCGACAAGAUCAAAAUCUGCAAUCGCGGAUCAGAAAAGAAACACGAGUUCAUUCCGUUUGUAAUUCAGGACCAAAUCGUCGGAUAUAUUCACAAUCGUUUUGCUGAGAAUUUGAGGGAGUUCCGGAAUGUGUUCACUUUCUUGCCGGAUAAUUCUAAUGGCGGCUUCCGAAGCGGCGCUGUGACGUUGCACUCGUCGCUAGGGACACCAGAAGAUAGGACCAGAGCAGUGGGAGAAGUAGUUAAAAGUUUAGGGGAAGAAUUGAUUCCAGGUAUUCGGAAUGAGCUUUACCCUGUGACUUCGUCAUUUGGCUCGCCAACAUUUUUCUCGUUGGAACGUGCAGCUGCUCCUUAUUUUGGAAUAAAGGCUUAUGGAGUUCACAUGAAUGGUUAUGUUGAGAAAGGAGGCGAGAAGUUUCUAUGGAUAGCGAAGAGAAGUCAAACAAAAUCCACUUACCCGGGGAUGCUCGAUCAUCUAGUUGCUGGAGGAUUGCCUCAUGGGAUUGAAUGUGGGGAGAACAUAAUGAAGGAGUGCGAAGAGGAAGCUGGAAUACCCAGAUCCAUUUCGAGUAGUACCAUACCAGUUGGCGCUAUUUCAUACAUGGACAUUGACGGAUAUAGAUACAAAAGAGAUGUUUUAUUUUGUUAUGACCUAAAACUCCCUGUGAGUUUCAUACCUAAGAAUGAAGAUGGCGAGGUGGAAAGUUUUAAGUUGAUCCCCGUGGCUCAUGUUUCAAAUGUUAUACGGAGGACAUACUUGUUCAAGCCAAAUUGCUGUCUCGUAAUCAUCGAUUUUCUGUUUCGGCACGGGUAUAUUCGUCCAGAAUGCUUUGGCUACUUGGAUUUACUACAAAGUUUGAGGAGUGGAGACUGCUCCUAGUAAAUCUUUUAUCCUUUGUACUCCCGGACUCCGAAAUCUCUGUUGCUCCAACCAUACUUUGUGAUUUACACGUAUGCCUGCACAGCUUAAAGCAUAAAACUAUUUCCCUGGAUUGCCCAGACAUUUCAAGUUAUUAGCAAAAUUCUAUUGCUGAAAGCAUCGAGAGGACUUAGGAGGGUUGGAAAAAUUAUUGGAAAAAGGGAACAUGCAUGUAGAGCAGUCAAAUGAAUGCGCACAAUCGUUCUACUUUGUUCGGUACAAAUCAGUUAAUUUGACUAUAUAUCAUUUCUGAGAGGUGGUUGUUGGUUUUUACCAUCUUAUUUUAUUUCUUUUGAUUCAUACCA
Messenger RNA from Morus notabilis, 1622 nucleotides. RefSeq names its product nudix hydrolase 20, chloroplastic. Bases 139 to 1278 code for a protein of 379 amino acids. Gene Ontology annotation, molecular function: 8-oxo-dGDP phosphatase activity. The transcript has 9 exons. NCBI's taxonomy places the organism in Eukaryota, Viridiplantae, Streptophyta, Magnoliopsida, Rosales, Moraceae. The record is from RefSeq and is a predicted model, not a curated record.